AUGAAAAAUGUUACAGAAUGCUGUAACAUGAUUGUGAAUUUAUUGAAAAGAAGGAGAAAAUUAGAGCAACGAAGCAAACAAAAGAUGACUUGGUAUCUAACACAAAAGAUUUAUGAUGGCGGCCUUGCUCCUGAAGCCUCCACCUCUGCGGGAGGCCACAGCUGGACCCGCAGGAACCACGUUUCCAACCAGUAUGACAAUGACGUCACAGUUUGGAGCCCUCAGGGCAGGAUUCAUCAAAUUGAAUAUGCAAUGGAAGCUGUCAAACAAGGUUCAGCCACAGUUGGUCUGAAAUCAAAAACCCAUGCAGUGUUGGUUGCAUUGAAGAGAGCACAGUCCUCUGACCUUGCAGCUCAUCAGAAGAAAAUUCUUCAUGUUGAUAACCAUAUUGGUAUCUCAAUUGCGGGACUUACUGCUGAUGCUAGACUGUUAUGUAAUUUUAUGCGCCAGGAGUGUUUGGAUUCCAGAUUUGUAUUUGACAGACCUCUUCCUGUGAUUCGUCUUGUAUCUCUAAUUGGAAGCAAGACCCAGAUACCAACACAACGGUAUGGCCAGAGACCAUAUGGUGUUGGACUGCUUAUUGCUGGUUAUCAUGAUAUGGGCCCUCACAUUUUCCAAACCUGUCCAUCUGCCAACUAUUUUGACUGUAGAACCAUGUCCAUUGGAGCCCGUUCUCAAUCAGCUCGUACUUACUUGGAGAGACAUAUGUCUGGGUUUAUGGAGUGCAAUUUGAAUGAACUGGUUAAACGUGGUCUGCGUGCCUUACCAGAGACACUUCCUGCAGAACAGGACCUAACUACAAAGAAUGUUUCCAUUGGAAUUGUUGGUAAAGACUUGGAGGUUACGAUUUAUGAUGAUGAUGAUGUCUCUCUGUUCCUGGAAGGUCUUGAAGAAAGACCACAGAGAAAGGCACAGCCUGCUCAACCUGCUGAUGAACCUGCAGAAAAGGCUGAUGAACCAAUGGAGCAUUAAGUCACAAACCAGUCUAUAUGUGUAUUAUCAAAUAUGUAAGAAUGCAGGAGCCCUUAC
Molecule: messenger RNA, 1029 nt
Organism: Canis lupus familiaris (dog)
Lineage: Eukaryota; Metazoa; Chordata; Mammalia; Carnivora; Canidae
Product: proteasome subunit alpha type-1-like
Exons: 2
Coding region: 1-972 (323 amino acids)
Biological process (GO): ubiquitin-dependent protein catabolic process
Cellular component (GO): proteasome core complex; proteasome core complex, alpha-subunit complex; nucleus
Source: RefSeq, a predicted model, not a curated record